UAGGCAUAUUUUACAAGGCAAAAACCUUCAUUGAAGGAAAUCUUAAAAUAGAAAAAGGUGAAAGGCAAGCAGCUUUUCACAUGUUCCUAUAUUGAAAUCCUCACAAUACUCCAUUAAUUUCCUUUUGAUUCAUUAUCUCCCACGACCCACCAUUUUAUUUCAUCACUAAUUCUUGAUCUAUGCUGUUUUAUCCCAAAUUCAAUCGAUCAUCUUCUCCAGAAGUGUGCAGAAAGGGAUUGCGAUCGUCCGUCGUGUAGAUUUAUGCAACAUGGGUUUCGACAAGAAACAUGAGGCAACUUCCUCCUCCAACGCCCCCCCACGAUCGGUUCCUCGGGAAGACUCCCCUCUUCUCGGAAACCACGACGAUUCGUUGUCGUCGACGCCCAAGACCUUCGCUAACGUCUUCAUCGCGAUCGUGGGUGCCGGCGUUCUUGGUCUCCCUUAUACCUUCAUGCGCACCGGUUGGGUCACGGGAUUCGUGAUGAUCUUCGCCGUCUCCGGCCUCGCCUACCGUGGCAUGAUGCUCCUCAUCGUAACCCGACGAAAACUCGAAUCCCCUCUUACAUAUUCCAAAAUCAAUUCUUUCGGCGAUCUGGGGUUCGCCGUCUGUGGCCCAAUCGGUCGUCUCGCCGUCGAUGUAAUGAUUAUAGCAUCCCAAGCCGGUUUUUGCGUAGGAUACCUCAUCUUCAUCGGUAAUACCUUAGCCAAUCUAUUCCAUGCAACCCCAACCGAAUCUCCCCAUUAUUUAAACACGAGCCCUUACAUUUGGGGAUUGAAAGCCAAAACGUUCUACAUCUGGAGUUGUUUCCCAUUCCAGUUAGGAUUAAACGCGAUUCCAACGUUAACCCUUUUAGCCCCCUUGAGUAUCUUCGCUGACAUCGUCGACGUUAGUGCAAUGGGUGUCGUAAUGGUGGAAGACGUGACCGUUUUCUUGAAAAACACCAUAAAUGUCCACGCAUUUGGUACCUUUCCCAUGUUCUGUUAUGGUCUCGGAGUGGCCCUCUUUUCAUUCGAAGGAAUCGGAAUGGCAUUACCACUGGAAUCAGAAGCCAGAGACAAGAAAAAGUUUGGAGCGGUGUUGGGAUGGGCGAUGAUGAUCAUUGCUGCCAUGUAUGGAUUCUUUGGGGUGUUGGGUUACUUUGCUUUUGGUGAAAACACAAGAGAUAUUAUUACUGCUAAUAUGGGUAAAGGUGUUCUUAGUUCUAUGGUACAAUUGGGACUCUGUAUAAAUCUGUUUUUCACGUUUCCGUUGAUGAUGAAUCCUGUUUAUGAGGUAAUGGAAAGAAGGUAUUGGGAAGGAAGGUAUUGUUUAUGGAUGAGAUGGGUGUUGGUUAUGGUGGUGAGUUUGGUGGCUCUUUUUGUUCCAAAUUUUACUGAUUUUUUAUCGCUUGUUGGGAGUAGUACUUGUUGCAUAUUGGGUUUGGUGUUGCCUUCUCUAUUUCAUUACAAUGCCUUCAAAAACGAGUUGGGGAAGGAGGAACUUAUGUGGGAUUUGGUGAUGAUUGUUUUGGGUGUUAUUCUUGGUGUGUUGGGAACAUGGUUUUCUUUGGUUGAAAUUCUAUUUAAAGCAUGAAAAGGCAUCAAACACUAUUACAUGAUUGUGAUAGUAGAGAGAGAGAGAGAGUCUUCAAUCACAUGAGAAUAGCUUGUUUUUGUAUGUUUUUGUCCCCGAUGGCUCUUGGGUGAGCUCCAUUUUAAUUGAAUUGUUCUACAUCUGCAUUUUGUCA
Lactuca sativa (garden lettuce) is the source of this 1727-nucleotide messenger RNA. Its product is annotated as amino acid transporter AVT3B. The record is from RefSeq and is a predicted model, not a curated record. Gene Ontology annotation, biological process: neutral amino acid transport; amino acid transmembrane transport. NCBI's taxonomy places the organism in Eukaryota, Viridiplantae, Streptophyta, Magnoliopsida, Asterales, Asteraceae. Gene Ontology annotation, molecular function: L-amino acid transmembrane transporter activity; neutral L-amino acid transmembrane transporter activity. Gene Ontology annotation, cellular component: vacuolar membrane.